UGAAAGUUCUGUUGUUUGUUCUUGUGUAGUGUAGACUAAUGUUGACACAGUCGAGAUUUAGCUCGAAUAAUUCAAUAAUACUAAUAGAUCUACCUAGAUCUAGAUCCUUAUAGUCCUAGACGUCUAGUUCUAGUUUUAAUAUCUGAAUUCGAAAUGGCUAGAUCUAUAUGUAGAUCUACAUAUCUUUGAGUCUUAUCAUGUCUGGACUGAAUAUAUUUAAUCCCAAAAUCAAUAUGAACUUGUCACUAAAUUCUAUGGAUAGCAGAAUUGAAAGUCAUUUCAAUAGUGAUUUUGUUGAUGAUGAACUUUUCCUUGUCAGAGAGCACACACAUUUCUGUACUAAGGAGAAUGUUCUAAACUCUGUAGCUUAUAUAAAUCAGGAAUUUCAGUUGCUGGGUAUACCUUGUCUUCAUUUAAAAGGAGCAAAGUUAAAUGUUGAUGUUGUUUUCUUUAUGAACCGUCUCUAUGAUCUGCUAACACUGUAUCACAAGACCAAAGCUGUUAAAGAAGAUCUUGAAAAUAGAAAUCAUAGGCUCUUAUGUGACAUUGAGCGCCAGAGGACUGCCAAUUUACGCCUCGCCAAGAAUCAGGGGGAAUCUGAUAAAGACCUUGAUGAAGAGAAAGAGAAAUUGCGACAGAUCACGCAGAAAUACAAACAACUUUGCGUCAAGCUGAAAUCUGAGAAAGAGGAAGUAAAAAGACUGACUGCUGUGGUCCAGUCCAAAGAUGUUCAAUAUAAACAUGAACAGAAGAAAAGAGAAAGGGAGGUGUUCAAGUUGAAAGAAAGACUACAUCAACUUUUGUCAGAUAAGGUUCCUGAGAGAAAAGUCGGAAUGGAUCUACAAAAUGUAAUUGGCCGAGAUGAAGGGCGAAGAUCCACUUGGAAAUCAAGUUCUGGAAAGCAAGAGGAAGAAAUGUACCAGUUAAUUAUCGCCAACUAUGAAGAGAAGCAUAAGGAGCUGAUGUUAGAGAAUGGGGACCUCAGGGAUUGUCUGUUGUCACUGCAGAAGGAGCUCACCAGAUUAUUGAAGCAAACGGGUGAUAUGUCCUCCACUUCUGCACUUGAGCCUGUAAAUCAGACAGAUGCACUAACUGAAUCAGGGACUUCCUCUCAACUUGUUACAGAAUUUGAUGAAGGGUACUUCCAGAUGCCUUAUGAUAUAAUACGACAAGAAAUUGAGAGGAAUUUCAAGGAGACUUGCAAUCAAAUUGCAGAAAAUGUUAGCAGAAGUCAGCCUUCCAAAACGUCCCCUAAUCAACAGAACUCUGACCUCACUGAGAGGAGAGAGUCUACCCAGUAUGGUGACAAGGGAGAACUGGAGAAACUGAAGGUGCAGAUAAAGAAAUACAAAGCAAUCAUUAAAGAACAGGAAGCGUUACUCCAGCAAUCACUGAACUCCCAGUCGCAGUCAGUGGAGAACACUAUUCACCUUGAAUCUCAACUGGUUCACAUGAAAGAGAGUCUGCUGGAACAGAAGAAGAUGUUUUCUCAGGAGAAAGUCAGCUUUGAAAAGGAACGAAAUGCCUUUAAACAGGCUGUCAUUCGAUUUGCUCAAGAAAGAAGACAACUGCAAGAAGAAAAGACAAAUCUGCUUAAAAAUCAAUUGUUGAACAUGAGCCAAAGCAAAGAGAAUCAAAAGUCAAGUGGUCAUUCUCCCAGACUUCUUCCCUCCACACCUGUGUUUUCUACCAAGUCUCCAGCUCAAAGUCCAGAGGAUUUAGCUGCAGAGGUGUACAAGUUCAUUGGACUGUCUCAUUCCAGUGACACCAUUGGUUCGUCUCCCUGAUUGAAAUGGCACAUAUGCUAAGAACAUUCCAAGGAUUAAUAUAAUUUCCUUACACCCAGAUGUCAUUUUUAGGUUACUUUUCAAUGAACCAUUUUGUGUGUGUUAUGUUACUAAGUAUAGAACUAUGUUAUUAACUAUAGAACUACGAUUCUCAAAUCAUUCCAUUUCAAAUGAUCUAUUUAACAUAUAUAUAUAUAUUAUUUUUAGAAAUUAUUUGGUGCUAUGCAGUUCACUAAACAAAAAAUUUGUGCCUUCUGUGCUAUUGCUUUAAAAAGAAAAUGUUGUUGUUUUUUUUAUCUUUCUUUAUUAUUGUUAGUAUAAAAACCAGAACCCUUCAUUGUUUGCUAUUUGGCUCACUUUGUUACUAUAAUAACCAUAAUCUCUCAUUAUUAGCUUUUUUGAUUGAUGUUAAUUGAUUCAUUUCUUUGAAUUUUUGUUUCCACUUGUUUAGCCUGUUAUUCCCAAUGUGCUAUAUUAACUUGUGUCACCAUGACCUAUGCACCCAAAUGCUCUGCUUCUCAUGUCAGAAGCAUGAAGAGUAGCACGCCAAUUCUUUUGAAUUCCUAUGGCAGCUUCUCUUUAGCUGCUUGCCUUGGAGAAUAUUCAUCAUCAAAGAUGACAAAUCAAAGUGUUUUCUUACCAUCCAAUUUAUUUAUUUUGGCCUUUUUAUAUAGUUAUAGAGCAAAUAUGUAACUUCUUUUUUUGAUUAGGUUUAUAUAUAUAUAUAUAUAUAUACAUUAAUUUUUAAUUUUUUAAAAGUUGUUUGUGGGCAAUUUAUUAAGUGUCACAUUCUGCCACCUAAUAAUUUUUCAUUGCACUUCUAUGUAAAUAAUCAUUGUAAAGAAACAUAUGACAAAACCUGCUGAAGAAAGCUAAGAGAACUUAUCUAUUAUUAUUAUAGCUUUUAUAUAGCGCUACUUUCAUGCUUAUAGCAUGCUCAGAGCGCUUUUGGUCCAAUCUCAUUUGUGGACCAGUGGGGGGGAGGGGGUAUCCAGGAGUUGGUUUUCCUUUCUGCCUUUAGGCGCUCAGUAAACACAACUCUGCCCAAGUCGGGUGUCGAACCUCGAGCCCCCUUCUAGGUAGCCAAGCCAAGUUCAAGCACACUUUGCCUCUUGACCACGCUUCCCACAUCUAUCCACCAUGAAACUUCUAUCAACUACAAAGACAUUAUUUUUAAAAAUAGGAGGAUAUCAAUUCAAAGGUAGUAAUCCAAACUGUUCUUUAACUCUUUACCCAAUGCCCAAUAAAAAAAAAAGUUUCAGGUUCAUUCGAAACAUGAACAACUGAAAGAUGGCUUGUAACCAGAAAUUUUUAUCAGCCUAAGUGAAUGUUGUUGUUUUUUCUUUCCUGCUUUCAUCUUUAGGUGUGUAGAAAUGUAUCCAAAUUAUUUGAAAGUCUUUGGGCUAUUAAGUCACAGCUUUUCAAAACUAUCAAAUUAUUUUAGUUUGCACUUGUGUCUAGUUAUCUAAUUUUUUGUUCAGCUGUCAAACAGUUUUACCUUGAACUGACGUUGUUAUUAUUAUAAUUAUAAACUUCAGCCCUCUUUUCCUGUAAUUUGCCAUUAAGUUUUUUUUUCUUUGUAGUAUGGUAAUGAUGUUAGAAAGGAAAGUUUAAUACUUUGGCUCUUUUAAUCUGAUCCUCUAAGGUUUCUCAAGUUUUCUUUUCCUGUUAAAAUACAUACUUCUCUGUUUGCUUCCUUCAGUAGUUCAAAUUCAUAGUUAAACUCUCAUCAGUAGUCAUCUAGUCAAGUGUUGCUUUUUUUUUUUUUUUUUUUUUUUAAAUUCUUAACUGUAUUAUCUCUUUAUUACAUUGUUAAACAUAUCAUUGAUAAAACAUGUGAGUAUAUGGUACAUGUAUUUUGGGGCUUUUAUUUUUUUUUGGCAGCCCUAGAGUGUUUACUUAAGAUGCAUAUGGAAAGAUAUAUUCAGGUAUAUUUUUGAUAAGUUUUUAAAGUGCUAUCCGUCCCUUUUGACAAAUCAUUUGAAUAUGUUGUUUGUAAUACAGUUGAUUUGUUUUCUUCACAAUAAAUUUGAUGCACAUUGCGUUAUAAAUCACUA
Molecule: messenger RNA, 3844 nt
Organism: Biomphalaria glabrata
Lineage: Eukaryota; Metazoa; Mollusca; Gastropoda; Planorbidae
Product: afadin- and alpha-actinin-binding protein-like
Exons: 14
Coding region: 198-1787 (529 amino acids)
Source: RefSeq, a predicted model, not a curated record